This is a messenger RNA of Dictyostelium purpureum, 891 nucleotides long. RefSeq lists its product as uncharacterized. The annotation marks the transcript as partial. The transcript has 2 exons. NCBI's taxonomy places the organism in Eukaryota, Evosea, Eumycetozoa, Dictyosteliales, Dictyosteliaceae. The record is from RefSeq and is a predicted model, not a curated record.
AACAACGGUUUUAUAACCUCAGCAAUAAUGUCAUACUCUACUCAUCAUCAUUUAGUAAUACGUCCAGAGGAUGUUUGGUUUCAAAUUAUAAAUCAAUUUUCAAUAUAUGUUAACAAGUACUCGAAUGAACUCUCAAGUAAGUUUGUAGAUUUCAAACAAAAGAAAGAUUUGGUUGUUAUAACAAAAAAUCCUAUUUUAAAUGCACCUUAUGAUGAAAUGGUUUUGGAAAUGGCAAAUCAAAUUGAAAAAAAUAUAAUAGAUCCAUCAUUAAAGAAUUGGUUAAUUCCAAAUUUUACAACAACUACACCUGUGGAUAAAGUAGUAUUUUCUGUAGCAUUAAUGGCUACAAUGAAGAACUAUUUCAAUUAUAUAUUCGAAACCGAGUGUGGAAUUCCAAAGGUAACUCUUUUAGGUACAUUAAAUGAUUGGAUCCAAUUAAAAGAAAGAGUAUCAUUAUUAAAAAAUUUUGAAGUAAAUAAAUCAUGUGUAAAAAAGAAAAUGGGUGAAUGGGUAGAGGAAUUGAACCCAAUUAUGGAUAAGUUUAUUGAAACAAUUAGUGGGAACCCAGAUAAAAAAUGUUGGAAUACAAUAGUAAGAAUAGAUGAAGAAAGUGGAGGCAGUUAUAUCUCUGGAUGGAUAACCAAAUUUUGCUUGUUUGAUAAAGAUAAUGAAUGGAUUAAGAGAUAUAUAGAUUAUGGAGGUAUAGAUCCAACUGCUAUUUCUACUAAAAUCGAUUACGACUCAAUCGGUAAAGGUUUUUUAUCAGUUCCUAUUAUUUUAAAGGAAGGUUCAUCAGAGUAUAAAAGUGAAAUGUAUGCUGGCCACCUUUCAGCAUCAGUAAAAGAUAAAACUAUUGUUAUACCAUCACUCGAUUGGUGUUUAGUAUUAAAA